CAAUUUUAAAUCCAGGGGUUUCUCUUGAUAAAUGAGUAUUUUUGCAGAAUGGUAUUACACCAACAGAGAGCAUGGCCUGGAGCCGGGGCUAUGUGAGGGACGGGCAGCUGCUGCUUCCUGGGCGGGGACACAGCUGUGCACUACGCCGCCACUUCCUGACUGUUACCGCCAAACUUUAAACAGCUAGCAGCGUCUCUCCUGCAGCAGCUGUAGCUCUAUCCGAUUGGAUUAACAAGCAAGGUUUAUCAAUCUGCCGAAAAUGUCUUUUACUUCAAAGAGGCGGUGCCCCGAAUCAAUAGAAGACUCUUUGAACGACUCAGUGGAGAAGAGGAUACGUAGGAUAUCAAUUGAGGGGAAUAUUGCGGCGGGCAAAUCUACAUUUGUGCGCCUUUUGGAGCAGGAGAGCGGGGACUGGGAGGUGGUACCAGAGCCGAUCGCCAGAUGGUGCAAUGUCCAAAGAAAAGGCAGUGACUUUGAGGAGCUGACCACCUCUCAGAGGAGUGGAGAGAAUGUGUUGCAGAUGAUGUACGAGAAACCGGAGAGGUGGGCCUACACCUUCCAGAGCUACGCCUGCAUCAGCAGAGUGCGAGCUCAGAUCAGGUCAGCCAAUGGGAAGCUGCGAGAAGCUGAGAACCCUGUGCAGUUCUUCGAGCGCUCCAUCUACAGUGACAGGUACAUCUUUGCAGCCAACCUGUAUGAGAGCGAGUGCCUGAAUGAGACGGAGUGGUCCAUCUAUCAGGACUGGCACGGAUGGCUGCACAGCCAGUUUGGCAAGCACAUCGAGCUGGAUGGUAUCAUCUACCUCAAAGCUGCACCGGAGAAAUGCUUACAGCGGUUGCAUCAGAGAGGCAGAGAAGAAGAGCAAGACAUCCCUCUGGAGUAUCUGGAGAAACUCCACUUCAAGCAUGAGAGCUGGCUGCAGCACAAGACCAUGAAAAUGGAGUUUGAGUAUCUCAAUGACGUGCCAGUUCUGACCAUAGAUGUAAAUGAAGACUUUAAAGGAAAUAACAGCAAGAGGCCUGACAUGAUUGAGAAGGUUAAGGAGUUUUUGAGCACCUUGUAAAAAUCAACUGAUGCUGGAGAUUUUAUUUGGUGCUCAAAAGAGAGAAACUGGAUGGAGUUUUUUUGUAUAGAUGAAAUGCAUCAACGACUUGUAUUUCUAUCCCCUACAAUUAUCCUUUAUGAUCUGACCUGGUGUUUUUAAAACACAUUUUUAUUACUGCUUACUUAUAUUUGUUGUGUAUUUAUAUGUAUAUUUUCUACAAAUGCAUGUAUGUUGGUCCUUUACAAAUGACAAUAAACUUGAGAUAAUCUAAAUAA
Eleginops maclovinus (Patagonian blennie) is the source of this 1320-nucleotide messenger RNA. RefSeq names its product deoxycytidine kinase (gene dck). The record is from RefSeq and is a predicted model, not a curated record. Gene Ontology annotation, molecular function: ATP binding; deoxycytidine kinase activity. Gene Ontology annotation, biological process: nucleobase-containing compound metabolic process. The transcript is spliced from 7 exons. Bases 260 to 1063 code for a protein of 267 amino acids. Gene Ontology annotation, cellular component: cytoplasm. Lineage: Eukaryota; Metazoa; Chordata; Actinopteri; Perciformes; Eleginopidae.